Molecule: messenger RNA, 1410 nt
Organism: Venustampulla echinocandica
Lineage: Eukaryota; Fungi; Ascomycota; Leotiomycetes; Helotiales; Pleuroascaceae
Exons: 3
Coding region: 1-1410 (469 amino acids)
Molecular function (GO): DNA binding
Source: RefSeq, a predicted model, not a curated record
AUGUCUCAUUCACCAUCAAUCAGUGAUAGUCCGAGCAGUCGGGAGCCUGUUUGGGAAGAAAAACAGGACGAUACGCGCGAAAACAUGGCUUCUACUAUCACGCUGUCCGACUUUAAGGACGCGUUGAGCAGAUAUCCCGAGGUGCUAAAGAGCAUUACUAAGACACCAAAACCUGGCUCGAUUCCCCUGGCGGAACUUGAUGAGUUCAGAUAUGUCGAGGCUCCGGCGCGCUUCUCUUUGAAGACCGGUAAAUCGAUGGAGAUGGAGGAUCUUAUCAAGUUGAUCGAAUGGAAGCUCCGUCAUGGUAUCUUUCGCCCAACCCUUCCCAAACUGGUUGCAGCCAAUAGCACCCAGCAACUCCAAGAAGCCACUGACGAUGCAUUCUCCCACUACGCCAGCUCUCCAGAUGACAUCAAGACGGUCCUCCAGAAACUGGCGAAUCCCUUGAGGGGAAUCGGCCCUGCCACAGCAUCCCUGCUUCUUGCAGUCCAUGAUCCCGAUCAUGUGAUAUUCUUCAGCGACGAGGUCUAUCAAUGGCUCUGCGCAGAUGGCGAGAAAGUAACGAUUAAAUACACUUCCAAAGAGUUCGACACCCUGUUUGUCAAGGCUAAAAUUUUAAUGGGCAGACUCGCGGUCAAUCCUAUUGAUAUUGAGAAAGUUGCUUUCGUUCUGAUCAAGGAGAGUGCACCUGUCAUUGAACCAGCGGCGAAGAAGGAGCCAAGUGGACGUCCAAGAGGAAGGCCAAGGAAACCCGAGCUCGAAAUCACGGCUGUGGACCCGUCUAUUCCACGUCGCGGUAGGGGCAGACCACGAAAGGAUGGCAAACCAACCAUCGAAGCUCCAAAGGCUAUUGCAACCGGAAAGAGAGGACGGCCAAAGAAAGCAAUUGCUGAAGAAGAGGACCUUGGUGAAGAUGAACUAGUUGAAACUAUUGAGGAGACUCCAAGGGCUACUCCAGUUGGAAAGAGAGGAAGGCCAAAGAAAGUAAACAUCGAGGAGGAGAAGCAUGACGAUGGUCAGGAAGUUGAAGGCUCCGCUGAGACACCAGAGGCUACACCAGCUAGAAAGCGAGGAAGGCCAAAGAAAGUAAUCGAGGAAAAGAGCCAGGAUGAGGAUGAAGGGGCACCAGCACCCGUUGGGGCGGUCAAGCGAGGACGAGGACGACCAAAGACGAUCAUAUCCGACGCACAGAAACAGAAUGAUCCCGUAGGACUGCCAAAGCGAGGACGAGGACGACCAGCCAAGGCUAGGCCCUCCGAACAGAACCAGGAUGAAGAUAACGAGGAAGCCACCCCUACUACCCCGGCAGGGGCUAGCAAGAGGAAGGCCGAGGACAAUGAUGUUUCCGACCACGGAGAUAAGAAGGCAAGACUCUCCCGGAGCGUGACUGUGGAAACUGUAGGCAGCUAG